CCCUGUCAACCGUUUCACAGUUUCACGUAACAACCCUCAUAAGAAAGUUCCAAGUUUUGCUCCUACUUUCCCGUCCUCUUCCUUGCUCAUCACACGUCUCCGUUUGGUGCUGCUGAGAAUCCUGCUGAGAGGGGGAAAGAAAGAGACGUCGGCGAUGGCGCCGCUAAGGCGGGCGGCGAGCGCGGCGGCGGUGCUGCUGGCCCUCACGGGACUUUUUCUUCUCGUGCUCUCUCCCGCGGACGCAGCAACGGCGGCGGUGGAAGGAGGAGAGCUCAGGAUGAAGCAAUCUGAUGGUGGUUACUCUUACAAUAGUACUCUUGCUCAUAUUCUUGUCGAAUAUGCAUCUGCUGUUUAUACAUCCGACCUAACCUCACUUUUGAAAUGGACUUGUCCAAGGUGUGAAGGUCACACGAAGGGUUUUCAGAUGAUAGAGAUCAUUGUAGAUGUAGAGAAAUGUUUACAGGCUUUUGUUGGAGUUGCCCCUGAUCCACGAUCCAUAAUAAUUGCUUUUAGAGGCACCCAAGAACACAGCGCCUCAAAUUGGAUUGAAGAUCUCUUCUGGAAGCAGCUAGAUGUAACUUAUCCAGGCAUGCCGGAUGCAAUGGUAUCUCCAAUCUCCACCGGCAAAUUUUCUAUUAUUUUUUUACGAAAUACAAAUGAGUUUGAAAUCACUUGUUCACUUUAUGUUUUUCUCAUGUUGCAGGUCCACCAUGGAUUUUAUUCUGCAUAUUAUAAUACAACUCUGCGGCAUGAGAUCUUGAAAUCUGUUCAGUGGGCAUGGAAGACAUAUGGAAGACUACCCAUAAAUGUUGUAGGUCACUCUAUGGGAGGGGCUUUAGCUUCAUUUUGUGCCCUUGAUCUCUCUGUUAAAUGGGGGUCACACAAAGUUCAGCUCAUAACUUUUGGACAGCCUCGGGUAGGCAAUCCUGCUUUUGCUGAAUACUUCAAUGAGCAGGUUCCAAGAACAAUCCGCGUGACCCAUGAAAAUGAUAUUGUUCCACAUUUGCCACCAUACUUUUAUUACCUAGGCGAAUGGACAUAUCACCACUUUGCAAGAGAGGUUUGGCUUCGGGAGACCAUAGUAGGAAAUGUGGUUACUAGGAAUGAGACAGUCUGUGAUUGUUCAGGAGAGGACCCAACCUGCAGCAGAUCGGUCUACGGGAGAAGUGUGGCAGAUCAUCUUGAGUAUUAUGGUGUUAACCUACAUGCUGAUUCAAGGGGAACAUGUCAAUUUGUGAUUGGCGCAUCCAACUCAGCCUAUGGUGACAUUCUUCAAUUUGAUGGAACUAUCAUCUUAUCAAGAUAUCCACAGAAGCGAUAUCCUGUGGAGUCUAUCUAACCCUUUAGCUGAGGGUGCCUUGGCGUCAGAUAUGCAUUUGUGAUCAAAAGAGUGCUGCCCUUUGAAGGUCUGAGGAGCCAGGAACUGAUCGAAAUCAUGCUGGAACCUGGAUUCCCAAGAUGCAAAGUUGUACAUUAGUCGGCAGUGCCCGGUGGGAAAACUGAGGAUAAAGGAUACAUAUCUAUUCAAAUAUUCUCCAUUGCCAUCUGCUUGCCCUGUAGGGUUGCACCACAUCGGAGAAUCAAGAAGAAUAGAUACUACUUUGCAGCAUAUGAACUGCUACUGUUGUACAGCCUCAUUUGCACAGCAUGUGCUGGAUCAUGGCGUGGCGAAUGCUUGUGCAUUUGAUAAGGACAUAAAACAGGGCGAACAUUGAAAUCUUGAGAGAUGACAGAGAAUUGCGAAUGGCACUGAUUCCACUGUCGCAGAUAGGGUCAGAAGAGAGUGUGAUGGACUGAAUGAGACUGGAAGCCCUCUCUGCCUGAAGAUGCUAUUCUGAACGCCAAGGGAAGCUGAUCCUUCUUCCUGUACAAAUCACCUCUCUCUCCUUAGCCGGUGGAAUUAGAUCCCUGUGCCGUACUGCUGCCAUCCGUGUCGACGUUAGCGCCAUUUUGUGCUUGUUCUGAGCCUCUGUACUAUACGUACAGUAAAAUGAGUGAAGUUAGAAGCCAUGUAGAGAGAAUGUUUCAUCAGGGAUGAAACUCCCAAACAAAAUGAAGAGUAUCAGAGGAAAUGGCAUGUAUAUUGCACCAGAGAUUUGCAGUGAAGGUUACACUAAUCUCA
This is a messenger RNA of Triticum aestivum (bread wheat), 2122 nucleotides long. Its product is annotated as lipase. The coding region runs from base 155 to 1339 and encodes 394 amino acids. The record is from RefSeq and is a predicted model, not a curated record. The transcript has 10 exons. NCBI's taxonomy places the organism in Eukaryota, Viridiplantae, Streptophyta, Magnoliopsida, Poales, Poaceae. Gene Ontology annotation, biological process: lipid metabolic process.